AUGACAUCCCACGAUCCAGACCCGCCUUCUCCCCCCGCCGACCUCAAGGCUGGUUUGGGCGGCACAGGUCACAUCAACAUCGCCUCUCCUGCUCAAGAACCCAUCCAAGACUACCCCAUUGAGCGGGUAGAGCAGGUGUACCGCAAACUCGACCUCCGCAUCAUCCCCGCCUUCUGGGUCCUCUACUUCCUCAACUCCGCCAUCCGCUCCAACAUCGGCAUAGCCCAAACAAUGAACGCCUCCGUCAAGCACGACCUCGUCUCGGUCCUCGGGCUCACCCCCAAAGACGUCUCCACCGCCCUGGCACUCUUUUAUGUCUCCUACGUGCUGUUUGACCUCCCCUCCAAUCUCAUCAUGAGCCGUCUCUCCCCUCGGGUCUGGAUGGCGCGUAUUGUCAUUGCUGUCGGUAUCAUCGGGACGUGCUUCACAGCUGUGAACGACGCCUGGUCUCUCAAGCUGUUGAGAUUUCUGCUGGGCGUGGUGAUUGCGGGCAUGUGGCCUGGUAUGGCGUAUUAUCUCACCUUGUUCUACCCACCGAGCAGAACAGGCAAGAGGAUCGGGAUGUAUUUCACCGCUGCGCAGGUUUCUGCCGCGGUGGUUGGGUUGGUGUCGGCGGGGUUCCAGCAGAUGGAUGGGUUGGGGGGGUUGGUGGGUUUUAGGUGGAUGUUUUUGAUUUAUGGGUUGUUGGGGGUGAUUUUGGGGGUUGGGUUGCUGUGGUGGUUGCCUGACCGGCCUUUGGCUCCGGGGGAGGUGAGGGAGAAGAGUUGGUGGGUGAAGUGGUUGCCGCCGAGUCCGGAGGCGCUGACGGGGGAGGAUGCGAUGGUGCAUUAUCAUGAUUUGAGGAGGGUGUAUCACGCCAGGCCGUGGACGCUGAAGGAUCUGUGGUUUGUGUUGUUGGACUGGCGGUUGUGGCCGUUGGUGUUGAUGUACUUUGGGGUUGUUGGGGUGGGUAUUGGGACGCAGUUGUACGGGAGCGUGAUUAUUGCUUCGAUCAACUCGAACUUUACGGGGGUGCAGGUUAGCUUGUUGUUUGCGCCUAUUUGGAUUAUGGACUUGAUCGCUAUUCUCCUCGUCACCCCUAUUUCGGAUCGGUUCCACAAGUACCGCCCCCUUUUCUUCUCGGCGGCCGUUUGUGUUCAGAUCGCCGGCCUGCUCACUGUCACCUUUGCUUUGGACAACCAAUGGGGCAGAUACGGCGGUUUGUUGCUCAUCGGAUUUGGCCUCGGUCCCACGGUUCCCAUUUGCAUGGCCUGGACCAACGAGAUCUUCCAGAAGCGUCACCGCGAAGUUGGUGUUGCUACUGCUUCCGCCUUGGUAUCUGGCCUGGGCAACCUUGGAAGCAUUGUCACGACAUACGCCUUGUACACUGGCUGGCCCGAGGACGCGGCCCCGGGACGGUACCGCUACCGCAACAGCAACUUUGUCAUGAUUGGUAUUCUCUGCAUGAGUAUCGCCAGCAGCUUCGUCAUGAUUGCUCUGCUCAAGGUCUUUGGCAAUGAGCCCAGCAACAAGAUUGUUGGUAGUGACGGCAACGACUCUGGAGAGGAGAUUUUGGAUGGUGCUGCUCGUCGUGAGGUGCACCAGCGCGGUUUCAGCCGCUUGAUCAAAUAA
Podospora anserina S mat+ is the source of this 1611-nucleotide messenger RNA. RefSeq lists its product as uncharacterized. Gene Ontology annotation, cellular component: membrane. Gene Ontology annotation, molecular function: biotin transmembrane transporter activity; dethiobiotin transmembrane transporter activity; solute:proton symporter activity. The record is from RefSeq and is a predicted model, not a curated record. NCBI's taxonomy places the organism in Eukaryota, Fungi, Ascomycota, Sordariomycetes, Sordariales, Podosporaceae. Gene Ontology annotation, biological process: biotin import across plasma membrane. The transcript is spliced from 3 exons. The coding region runs from base 1 to 1611 and encodes 536 amino acids.